GAGUGGAGGAGGGCAACUCGGCGAGCUCCGGAGGAGGGCCAGGUGCGCUGGCGCGAAGGAUGCCCGGGGCUGGAGAAUCUCCGUAGGCUGGGCAGGGGCGCGGCUGGACCGGCUGGCUGCUCCUCCCCCGGAGGCUGCGCCGCGCUGCCCUGCCGGGGGCGGGUCGGGGGCAGCGGAGCUCCCGGCAUGUCGCAAGGGCUCCCGGACACCGGUGGCGUCCUGCAAAGGAGCGUCUCUGCCCGCGGGAACCAGCAACAGCCGCAGAGCCCUGAGGACGAUGACAGGAAGGUCCGGAGGAGAGAAAAAAACAGAGUUGCUGCUCAGAGGAGUCGGAAGAAACAGACCCAAAAGGCUGAUAAACUUCAUGAGGAAUAUGAGUGUUUGGAGCAAGAAAACACCUCCCUUCGGAGAGAGAUUGGGAAGCUGACAGAAGAGCUAAAGCAUUUGAAUGAUGUGCUGAAGGACCACGAGAAGAUAUGUCCCCUGCUUCACUGCUCUAUGAACUUUGUACCUAUGGCUCGGCCUGACCCCAUCACCAAUUGCCUGCCCAGAUGAGGCCCAAGGACUGUCCUUGCCACCGGGUGAGGGAGGAGGCCUGGUUGUUUUCAACCAGGGUGAGAGGCUUUCCAAUUUAUGCCUUCGUGUACAAGGCUCUGUGACCAGAACUCAUUGCCCAUGAGGUGCUGGUGAAAUCUAAAGCUCCGAACACUUAAGCGGAUCAAGUCUUUAGUUCCACUUUUUGUCUGCUUUUGGCAGUUAGUAGCUUUCAGCUGUCACUCAAACAUUAGAUGCCUUUUCCUCAUUCUCUCUAAAAUUUGGUUAAUAAAAAUUAUUUUUACCUCUUCCCCACUAUCUCAUUUCUCUAGACUUCUAGCCCCCAGAGAAUGUGACUUGUUUGAGUCUGAGUUUGGUUUGGUUUUUCUCUUGCUAGAGAAAGCCUGUUAGCCUUCACUUCCUUUUUCUUGGCCAGUUCAAUUUCAUUUCUGAUGUUCUAGUUUGAUGGUUAUUAUCAUCAUUCCUAUUGAGUUUCAUUGAUUUAGAGUUAAAUGAGACCUUAGGAAAUCAUCUCGUCCAGCCCUCUCCUUUUAUAAAAAAGCUGACAAAUAUCAACAAAUACAAGUGAACAUGAACAUGAACAAAAAACAGAAAAAGAUUAUGUAUGAAACCAUGAAGAUUAUCUACUAAAUACAGAUUAUUUUAUAAAAGUAUAUAUUAAAUUUAACAUUAUGA
Messenger RNA from Trichosurus vulpecula (common brushtail), 1230 nucleotides. It is a transcript of the gene BATF3, whose product is annotated as basic leucine zipper ATF-like transcription factor 3. Lineage: Eukaryota; Metazoa; Chordata; Mammalia; Diprotodontia; Phalangeridae. Gene Ontology annotation, molecular function: DNA-binding transcription factor activity, RNA polymerase II-specific; RNA polymerase II cis-regulatory region sequence-specific DNA binding. The record is from RefSeq and is a predicted model, not a curated record. The transcript is spliced from 3 exons. Gene Ontology annotation, biological process: regulation of transcription by RNA polymerase II. Gene Ontology annotation, cellular component: nucleus. Bases 187 to 555 code for a protein of 122 amino acids.